CUAUGGGGGACGAAAUGAAUAUAAAUAGGAAUUUCGACAAUGGUUGUUCUACAUUGCUUAGGUUCAACAGCUAGAGAUCCAAAGGCAGUAUGUCAGCCAUAAGCUUUACUGUCUUAGCCGUGUGCAUAGCACUAGCCAGUGCAAACCCCAACCCGAAGCCGAUGUUUGGAGCGAUGGGCUCAGCGAUGGGUUCAGCGAUGGGCUCGACAGCAUCCAGCAUGGGCUCAGCCGUUUCCAGCAGCUCUUCUUCAGCCGUGGAGACCAUGGAGUCCUCUUCAUCAUCCGUCCAACAAUCCGCCUCUUCAUCAAUGGCUGCCGGUGCUUCGGCUAUGGACUACAGCAUGGGCUUGAGAAAUUUGUACGGAGUGAAUCCUUACUUCAGACAAUACAUGCCUUUCUUGUAGCCCUACUAGACUCAAAAAAUUGUCUGAUACACAUCAUACACAUUCUUUUUGGGAGAAUAGCUGCUAAGCUUAACCACGAUUAUAAGUACGAAAAAUUUGAUGGAAUUUUCUAAUUACCAGCAACAAAUAUCUCUAGUAAACCAGAAUAAAAGUUGUAAAAUUUGAGAAAAUAAAAAUCUUUUGGAGCCCUA
Molecule: messenger RNA, 595 nt
Organism: Nilaparvata lugens (brown planthopper)
Lineage: Eukaryota; Metazoa; Arthropoda; Insecta; Hemiptera; Delphacidae
Exons: 4
Coding region: 90-404 (104 amino acids)
Source: RefSeq, a predicted model, not a curated record